GUCCAUUUGCAUGUAAUGAUGACGCAAACGCGGCCGUGUAAGCUACGCGUCGGGAAAGGCGCCCUCCAAAUCAUAUGGGAGCUUUAUAUUAACCACAAAGGUUUUCCACUAUCAUAAUCUAAAAAGAUAAGCUGCAGAAUUUCUCCUAUUAAUUAUUCAAUCCAACAUGCUACCCUCCAACUUCUGUACAACCUCGUUAACACUUCAAUUACUAUGUCUGUUAUGUAUGCUUUUUCUUGCAUCUGCAUCAGGAGCCAUUUACAGUGCCCACUACUGCAGCAAUGAAACCUUUUACUCACCCAACACCAAAUUUCAAUCCAACUUGAAUACCCUCCUCUCUUCUCUUGUUUCAAACUCCUCCCUUCCCUCCAACAGCGGUUUCCUCCGAACCUCCGUCGACGAGAUCGACGGCCGUUUCCUCUGCCGCGGCGACGUCAACGCGACCGUCUGCCAUGGCUGCGUCGCCGCAGCAGCAGCCAACAUAACUCGCCUAUGUCCCAACGAUACCGAGUCCUACAUCUGGUACGACGAGUGUACGCUAAUCUACUCCAACAGCACCUUCAACAAUGAUGACAUAGUUCCCGGGUUUCCCCUCAAUGACGAAGGAAGCACCGUUAACUCAAAUCAGGACCACUUCAACCAAUUACUGUCGAACUUGUUAAACAGUUUAGAGGGAAAAGCUUUGGAGAGUUCCAUGGGAGAGAAGAAAUUCGCCGCAGGUGCGGUGAGUGUGACGAGCGCGCAAACGCUGUAUGGAAUGGCGCAGUGCGAGCCAGACUCAACGAGUGGUCGUUGUGAGGCGUGCUUUCGAAGCGCAAUUGCAGCUAUUCCAUCGUGUUGCAACGGAAGCGGAGGAGCAAGACUUCUGCUUCCCAUAUGUACCAUCAGAUACCAACUGCAUCCCUUUCUGUACAAUUCCACCGUGCUCAUUCCUUCUUCAGGUAGCAAAAGUACAUUGAUGAUUGUGGCAAUUGUUCUCCCGAUUGCUAUUUUGGCGCUGUUCUUGUUCAUAGGAUGCUGUUGGUGGCGAAGAAGGCAAAGAGAAAACCGUGAGGAUGUCCAGGAAGUGAAUGAUAGCAUUAGGAGAUAUUUGACUGAGGAAGAGUCUUUGCAUUUUGACUUGGCUACAGUAGAAGCAGCCACAAAUAGUUUCUCAGAUGAGAUGAAGAUAGGAGAAGGUGGAUUUGGUGCGGUUUAUAAGGGUACCUUUCCUAAUGGAGAAGAGAUAGCUGUGAAGAGGCUAUCAAGAACCUCCCUUCAAGGUGACAGAGAAUUCAAGAACGAGGUUCUACUUAUUGCUCAGCUUCAACACAAAAAUUUAGUUAGACUGUUAGGCUUUUGUAUGGAGACAACGGAGAGGAUACUGGUUUACGAGUUUAUCCAAAAUUCCAGCCUCGACCACUUUCUAUUUGGUCACGAAGACCAUGGAGUGCUAGACUGGGCAAGACGUUACAAAAUUAUAGUUGGGAUUGUACGUGGAAUUCAAUAUCUCCAUGAAGAUUCUCGGCUAAAAGUAAUACACCGCGAUCUCAAGGCAUCUAAUGUUUUACUAGAUGCCGAUAUGAAUCCAAAGAUUUCCGACUUUGGAAUGGCAAAGGUUUUCCAUGGAGAUCGAAGUCAAGAAAAUACAAGAACAGGAAGGGUAGUUGGAACUUUUGGUUACAUGUCUCCCGAAUAUGCCAUGCAUGGGAAAUUCUCAGAGAAAUCCGACGUGUUCAGUUUUGGAGUCUUGGUUUUGGAGAUCCUCAGUGGCAAGAAGAACACAAGUUAUUAUCGAUCACAUGAGGAUAAUGAUGACCUUUUGAGCUUUGCUUGGAAGAAUUGGAUAGAUCGAACACCGUUCCAGAUAUUGGAUCCAAAACUGAGAGGUUCUUAUUCUAGAAAUGAAGUUCAGAGAUGCAUCCAUAUUGCUUUAUUAUGCGUUCAAGAAAACCCAGUUGAGAGACCAUCAAUGGCGACAAUAAUGCUUGCAUUGAACGCUUAUUCAGUAACUUUAGGGUUGCCCAGACAGCCAGCAUCUCUUGUGAGAGGAAGAGUAACAACAGAGAGAUUAAGACAGCAGCAUGAUUCUGAUCAGUCCAACAGUUCUUCAAUCCCUUAUUCUGCUGCUGAUUCAUUAAUCACUCAAGUAUAUCCUCGUUAAAAAGCUCUGAAGUAUAGGGGUUUUACAUCAUCAUUCGUGGGCGUUUCAAUUUUUUUGGCGUCUCUCGUAAGUAUAUUUGAGGUAGGGUUAUAAUGGCGGCCUUCUUGUUUUUUACAAGCUGAUUUUGUUUGAAAGAUAAUAACUGAGAAAUCAUUUUGUUUAAUCUUUAGUAUUUGAAACAUUGGUGUCCUUAUAAGUAGAUUUGUCAAUGAAAUGUUGUGUAAUCUUGUGUAGCAAUGUUCAGGCAUGUAUUCUAGAAUGUACUUCCCCNGAGAUAUUUAGUGGUCUCCUUGCAUUGAACACCUUUUCCCAUUGGUCAUCAUCUGCCAUGAGCCUUUUACUGUGUUUUUGUUUUUCUUACCAUUUUUUAUGAAAUUUUCUUUUUCUUUAUUUCCCUUCCAAGGUUAUACAUAUGCUUGAANGUUUGCUGAUAUUUUUUUUCUUGCUAUUAAUGUAUAUAGAUUUUACAAACGAUAUCGGGCUCAAGAUAAAACACGUUCCAUGAAGACUCUAAGUACUAAGGAGGUAAUGUACUUCUGGUUCUGUACAAUAUGUGGCAUAUUACUGGAAUGUAGCUUCUUAGACAUUGGCAAUUAACUAUGCAUAGUUGGCUGAGUUCAAUAAAUGUCAUAACCACUUCUUUUAGGUUUAUCUAUCUAUAACAUUGCAUUAUCAUGAAUAUGAUUGCUAGAUUGUGCCAAAUUGAUGCAAAUGGGAAAAGGGGAGGAUAGGAGCAUGGGACAUAAUCAGUGUCAGUGGACGAUGGCAUGAAAAAUGUCUAACAUUGGACAUAACCGUGUUUACUUCUUUGUUAGUUUUUGAGAGGGGCUUCUAUGUAUGUUGCUUUUUGCUCUUUUUAAUCUAUGUAAAACACUUUAUUGUUUGCUAUAUUAAAAUAAAAUUCUGCAGUGCUGUUUUAGAAUAAAAUUCUGCAAAAAAAUGGGUGCUNUUUUGACAUAAAAAUGCUGCAGAAAAUUACUGUUGUUCUAUACUACAAUUUUGAAAAAACCUUUGUUGU
Molecule: messenger RNA, 3161 nt
Organism: Vigna radiata var. radiata (mung bean)
Lineage: Eukaryota; Viridiplantae; Streptophyta; Magnoliopsida; Fabales; Fabaceae
Product: putative receptor-like protein kinase At4g00960
Exons: 8
Coding region: 167-2143 (658 amino acids)
Biological process (GO): protein phosphorylation
Molecular function (GO): protein kinase activity; ATP binding
Source: RefSeq, a predicted model, not a curated record